AUGGCUUCGCCGUUGGAACAAUUUGUGAACAAUGUACGGACCAUUUCGGCUUCAGGAAAUUUUCGUGAACUUUGUGAUAUAAUAUCAAAAUCAGAUGAAGUGCUUCAAAGGAAUGGUGCUCAUCUAAACAUAGUUCUUGAAACCCUUGACAUUCAACAACAUUCUUUAGGAGUCCUCGCUGUUUUAGUAGCAAAGUUUUCAAUACAUCAGGGUUCAAAUGAUGUGGAUAGAUCAACAAUGUAUCAACAGAUCUGUGAUUUCAUAAAUAACUGUAAUGGAGAACAAGUUAGGUUCUGCCCAGAAUUAUUUGCAGAGUUAUGUCAUUUGCUGACUGAUCAUUUAGUGGAAUUGAAGCAACCCAUACGAGGAAUAGAGAUAUUGAAGAAAGCAAUCAGAAAAAUACAAUUAUUUGAUUCACAACUAACAUCCAUACAUGCAGAUUUAUGCCAACUAUGUCUGCUGUCAAAGUGUAUGAAACCAGCUCUUGAGUUUUUAGAAACAGAUGUUACAGGAAUCGGAUCAGAGCUUGGUGGAAAUAAUGACUCAAAACACUUUCUGCUAUAUUAUUAUUAUGGAGGAAUGAUAUAUUCGGCUUUAAAGAAUUUUGAAAGAGCAUUAUACUUCUUUGAGGUAGUUGUGACUGUUCCAGCCACAGUGGUCUCGCACAUAAUGCUUGAAGCCUACAAGAAGUACAUUUUAAUUUCACUUAUUUUGCAUGGAAAGAUAUUACUAAUGCCAAAAUACACUUCGCCUGUGGCGUGUCGUUUCUUAAAACCUUUAUCUGUUGCCUAUCAUGACUUGGCUACAUCACAACAUGCAGCAGUGAAACAUAGAGAGACCUUUGUAAGAGAUAAGAAUAUGGGACUUGUUAAUCAAGUCAUAAAUUCAAUGUACAAAAAGAAUAUACAAAGACUCACGAAGACAUUUUUAACUCUGUCACUGAGUGAUGUCGCUUCUCGGGUUCAGUUGUCUGGACCAGCUCAGGCCGAAACUUAUAUUUUGAAUAUGAUUGAAGAAGGAGAAAUAUACGCUAUGAUCAAUCAGAAAGAUGGAAUGGUCGUGUUCCUGGAUAGUCCCGAGAAAUAUGCUUCGCCUGAGACGUUGUGUGUUUUGGAACAGCAAAUGGCGGCUUGCACCAAACUUCAUCAGUACAUUCAAGAAAUGGAUGAGCAAAUACAAGUUAAUCCUCAGUAUAUUAAGAAAUCAGUGGGAUGCCACGAUGAAGAUAUGCCAGCGACAAGUCAAAACUCAAAAACAACAUAUACAAUGUAA
Messenger RNA from Pieris macdunnoughi, 1272 nucleotides. The record is from the annotation of a GenBank genome assembly. NCBI's taxonomy places the organism in Eukaryota, Metazoa, Arthropoda, Insecta, Lepidoptera, Pieridae.